This is a messenger RNA of Symbiodinium sp. CCMP2592, 3336 nucleotides long. NCBI's taxonomy places the organism in Eukaryota, Dinophyceae, Suessiales, Symbiodiniaceae. The record is from the annotation of a GenBank genome assembly.
AUGGCUGGCACACACGGGGGAUCACGAGCACCUGCAUCCCCGGCACAUGGUGAGAAUCCGGGGGCUGCAAGUGGCGGACGAAAGCGACCUGCCACUGACGAUGAGGGGGAGGAGCAACCAUUGACACUCAAUACACUCCUCGCAGCCUUAAAGGAAAAUCGUGAGGAGAUUGUCGCCAAAGUCCGUGAAGACAUCGAUGCGAUCAACACUCGUAUGACCACGGUGGAAGUUACAGUCGACACACACGUGACCAAUACCACAAAACUAUUAGAGGCGAUGACCGAUCGUCACUGUGUGAUGGAGCAGAGUGUCCGGAAUGUUGAUGAGCGGCAGAAGAGUGUGCUGGAACGACUGGAACUUCUUGAAGGAAAAUUCGCCAAAGCCAACUUCUCUAUGUCGAGUACCAGAACUUCCGAGACUGACGGGGGAAACCCCCGUCCUGCCCUGGUGGUAGGAGGCUGGAAUGCUGACCAGCACCAUGAAGAAACCUUGCAGUUGGUAAAGCAGCACUUGCACGACUUGAACGUCAACCUCGACACCAGCCAGGCUUUUGUCCCAGGGCUCAGGAGGGGAUUCGCCCUCGUUCCCCUAAACAAGCUUGAGGGGGAAAGCGAUUCUGAACAGCGAGCUCGUGUACAAGAAGUACUCAGGACUAUUCGGGCAGCCAAGAUCGUGACAGGCCAAAGACCCGAAGGGGGACACCGCUACUUCUUCGCAGCACUCAGCCAGAGUCCCGAACGUCGCAAGAAGGCCCAACUCGCUGGCAAAGUGAAAAGGUUGAUCAUAGAAGAAGGUGGCGACGUGCGCAAGAUCGACGUGGAGUACGGCACAGCCAAUCUAUGGUACAACAGUGUGAAAGUUGCAUCGGGGGUUACCUCAGCUCCAGACGGUGCAUCAGUGGAAAAAGCUGGUUGGGUACACCUUGGCACAGUGGCACGACAGAUCGGGAUCUCCGAAGAAGCUGCGACCUCCAAAUGGGGGGAACUUCGGAAAGCCCUGCAGCCCUCGCAGACAGUGCAUGUGAUAAGCUGGAAUGUCGGGGGACUCACCUCUGCCAAAGCACUGGAAGUCAUCCUAGCCCUCCGGCGACACGGAAUUCAACCAUUUUGCGACUCCCUGAUCGUGUUCCUCCAAGAGAUCAUAUGUGAAGGGGGGAAGUACCAUGCCGCCUUGGAUGAGCUGCAGAUGGUCUUCGGAAAACGAACUGAGGACUGGAGAGGCAAUGCCAUCAUGCAUACCUCGAACCUGCGGCACACCCGGGGAAAACUUUUGCCUUGCUCGAUUUCUUGCACUUUGAGUUCAGAUACUCUCCGUUUGGGAGCUUUUUCUAUACACAUACCACAUCAUGCCACACUCUCAGCUACUGAGCAGAUUCUCCAAGAGCUUCAUGCCCACUUGCAGUCACAUGGCCGAGCAGUCAUAGGUAUUGAUGCCAAUGAGACCUUCGAGCCCGCGAGACAACAGAGACAAGUCAAGGCAUGCACGGCACGGGGGGAAUUGUUGCUUGAGUGGUUCGAAGAAGAGGGAUGCCAUUUUCCAGAACAGCAGCUGCAUGAGCCAAGCCAUUUUCCCUACAAUACGGCCUUUGAACCGCGCAGACUAGACUAUGUGUUGGCAAAGAAACUCCUGUUCGAUUCCGGAAAAGUACUUGCUCAGAGGGACAUUGCCACUUCAGACCACGAGCCGAUCUCCGUCCCCUUGACCCAGAUCCGCAUCGACGAGGCCAACAAGGGGGAAAAGGCGGCACCAUGGUCCUCCCGAACAUUACGACCUGGGGCUGUAGUGGAUGCAAUCUUGGAUCACCAAGCCAAGACCGGGGGUGACCCCGUCACCCAAAUCCAGGAAGUCGCUGUGGCCAUCAGCAAACCAGGCAAGAACAAGCUACCCUUUAAAGAAUCUGAUGCCCUUCGAGCUCUUCGUCGACAAGCCCUUCACGCAGUGCCAGGGGAAGACAGACGACGACUCUGGAAAACAGCGCGAAAGAUGCACCAGUCCGAGCACAGAAAAUGGCAACAAUUAGCGAUGCAACGGGUAGCUGAACUGGAUUGGGGGAUGAAGAAGGCCCUCGUGGAGCAGAGCCGCGAUCACUCUUGGGAGCUGAAACUCACCGACAGUAACCAGUGGAAACAAGAGCUCAAGGACCAUUUCGAGAAGAUCUUCCAUCGGCAAAAGCAAGUCGUGGUCACGGCGAAAAUCCGGGGGAUCAUGAACAAGCUGGAGCACAAAUGUAAGAACACGAGAUGGAUGCCCUUCAUCUUGGAAGACCUCUACGAGAUCAAAGUGAAGUGGAAGAAUGGAAGGUCUUGUGGGCCAGACCGGGUAUCACACGAAGCCCUCAAAGCCAUGCUCCCACAUCCAAUCUGGGGGAACCGCCUUCUCGCCCUCUUCAACGACAUGCUGUACACAUGCCGUAUCGUCGAGAGCAUCGAGGCAGGGGCCACCAUCUUACUGGCGAAAACCACACAGCCACAGGACUGGAGCGAAAGAAGACCUAUAACUUUGAGUUCAGUGCUCCUCAAGACCUUCGGCCAGCUCCUUCUACAGAGAGCCGGGGAAGCGAUCCAGGCCCCCGCCAGACUACAAUGGUGCAGGCGGGGGAGACAAGGAAUCGAAUUAAUCCUUAUCCUUCGUCGACUAGCACGAGUCGCACGUGACUGGGGACUCGAGUUCUACAUCGCAAAACUGGACAUCCGAAAAGCCUUCGACUCGAUCUUCCAGGAGAGCCUCGCCGAACAUGUUUGCCAGGCAGUCGGGGAGGAUGCCAACCUGUCGCCGGGGAAAGCAUCCCGAUCCAACAAAGCAACGGGGUCCGACAAGGAGCACCAGAAAGCCCUGUGGCUUUCGGCUCCGUCGUUGCCAAAGACCUUGAUGCUGCCAUCGGGGAAGCAAAGAGCUCCAAACCGACGACCGACGCAACCCCCCCCGGAAGACGGGGGAAGCUACAUGGACGACAACUACAUUUGGUCCACAUUCAAGAAACAUUUCCAGCACAUGCUCACCGCCCUGGGGGACAAGCUGCCCGGCCGCGGCCUCUACCUGCACCCUGGAAAAACCGACAUCAUCAGUACCGGGGAAAAAGAAGUCCAUUUCCAGGUGGCGGGUGAGAGAGUGGCAACCAAAGGACCCAAGCACGUCUUUCAUGUGCUGGGGAGUCCCCUCUCCUUCCAAGGGGGAACCGCCAUGCUGCUAGCAGAAGCCCAAAGCAGAGCUCGCAAAGCUUUCUGGGCACCGCGACUCCUUCACCUCGGCGGCUACUAUCCGGCAAAAGCUGCAAAUUCACGUCGUACUCGUGCGACAGAGUGCACUAUGGGCCUGCCAGACAUGGCCUUGCCAUAG